Messenger RNA from Naegleria lovaniensis, 1461 nucleotides. RefSeq lists its product as uncharacterized. NCBI's taxonomy places the organism in Eukaryota, Heterolobosea, Eutetramitea, Acrasida, Naegleriidae. Gene Ontology annotation, molecular function: voltage-gated chloride channel activity. Gene Ontology annotation, cellular component: membrane. Bases 1 to 1461 code for a protein of 486 amino acids. The record is from RefSeq and is a predicted model, not a curated record. Gene Ontology annotation, biological process: transmembrane transport; chloride transport. The transcript is spliced from 4 exons.
AUGUUGAAAUUGAGAGCACGAAUUGGUCAAUUCUAUUUGUUAUGUUUGAAAUCAUUGACUAGAAAUAGUAAUGGACACAAGUGGUAUUUGUAUCCAUUUCAAAAUGUGUUUUUAUGGUCUCUGUGUAUUGUCAUUUUAACUGGAGUUGUAACGUUUCCACAUUUAUUUGGUAAAUUCAUGUCAUUGACACCGAACAAGACAUUGGAAAUGUUAUUUUAUGGAAAACAAUUAAAUCCAGAGAAUGGUGCUAUUGGAGAUUGGAUUAAGGAAGGAAAAUUGAAUAGUCCAUCAGCCUAUGAUGAUUUAUUUAAGAAUUUGGGAAUAUUUUUGAUCUUUCGAGUGAUCUUGUCCUUUGUUUCAGUCUCAUUACCCAUGCCAGCUGGAAUUUACGUUCCAUUGGUCAUGAUGGGAGCAGGAUUUGGACGACUCUGGGGAGAAUUUAUUCAUUAUCUUUUUCAAAAUGGAUACUAUGGUAGUAACACUCCUCAAAUCUUUCCAGGAGGUUAUGCCAUUGUCGGUGCUGUUGCCAUGAGUGCCUCUGCCACACAAGCCUUCUCGACUGUUUUUAUUUUAUUAGAAAUUUCAGGAGUUGCAGUGUAUUUACCAAGUUUAUUGGCAGCCAUGAUUGCAGUACUCAUUUCCAAGAGACUCUAUCUCUCUAUUUAUGAUAGUAUUAUUAAAUUAAAAGGAUGGCCAGCUGUAUUAGAAGUACAAACUGAUAAUGAUUCCAUAACAGUCAAAGAUAUCAUGUAUUAUGUGGAUCAAUUAGCCAUUUUGGAAGAAAGAACAACAUUGAAAGAAAUACAAGAUAUUUUAGAAUGUGGUCAAGCAUUACCAAAGAGUUUUCCUGUCGUUAAUAAUAGACAAGAUAUGUUUUUAUUGGGAACCAUUUCAUUGAAGAGUUUACAAGAUUUGUAUCGAAUUAAGAAGGAAGGUUUGAGACAAGAAAGGGGUGGUAGUAAUGGUGGUAAUACUACUAAUGAUGGGGGUAGUAAUGGAGGUAAUAGCAAUGGUACUGGCAAUAGCAAUAGUAGUAAUGGUACUGGCAAUAGACAAAAUGAAACAGAUACUGUCAUUUCCAUUCAACCAUCACAUCACACCACUUAUUAUGAAGAAGAAGAAGAUGACUCCUCCUCUCGAUAUGGUCGACUGGUUAGAGAACACUCAUUGGAUGGAGAUUGGAUUCCUGCCACUCAUGGAACUGUUGAAAAGUACAAUACGAGUACCUCUUCUCAAAAACAAACCAGAGUGGAACAUGUCUCUUCAUCACUCGAUGAAUAUGUAACCAUUAACUAUGUGACAUGUCCUGUUGCUAUCAGUGAAGAUACUUCAGCCCUUAUUGCACAUCUUUUAUUUUCUCAGUUGAGAAUUGAUGAUUUGUAUGUGGUUUGGAUGGGACGAUUAAUUGGUGCCAUACACAAAGAAGUACUUGUUUCAAAAGUAACCAUUAAAGAAGAUUAG